Sebastes umbrosus (honeycomb rockfish) is the source of this 781-nucleotide messenger RNA. RefSeq names its product gamma-crystallin M3-like. NCBI's taxonomy places the organism in Eukaryota, Metazoa, Chordata, Actinopteri, Perciformes, Sebastidae. Gene Ontology annotation, biological process: lens development in camera-type eye; visual perception. The record is from RefSeq and is a predicted model, not a curated record. Gene Ontology annotation, molecular function: structural constituent of eye lens. Bases 230 to 781 code for a protein of 183 amino acids. The transcript is spliced from 3 exons.
GAAGGAGACACACACUUGCUGUCUGUAGCUCUUUGUCUGUAGUUUCUAAGAGAAAUGCCGAACAGCGAGCGUCUCUUUAUGACGCCCUGCUGGCUCAGGCUGUUUUGACAAAAGGCUUCAGCUGCUCAGGUGCUAUAAAGAGCAGCAGCUGCUCCACAGGUAACACACAACCACCACCGAUCACAGAGGCAACAUCAGCAGCAACCAGCUGAGCAACCACAGAGGCAACAUGACUUCUAGCAGCAUGAACAUGGGCAGGGUGGUGUUCUACGAGGACAGGAACUUCCAGGGUCGUUCCCACGAGUGCAGCAGCGACUGUGCCGACAUGUCUUCCUACCUGAGCAGGUGUCACUCCUGCAGGGUGGAGAGAGGCUGCUUCAUGGUCUACGACCGCACCAACUUCAUGGGCAACCAGUACUUCCUGAGGAAGGGCGAGUACUCCGACUACCAGAGCAUGAUGGGAAUGAACGACUGCAUCAGGUCCUGCCGUAUGAUCCCCAUGUACCGUGGCUCGUACAGGAUGAAGAUCUACGAGAGGGAGAACUUUGGAGGCAUGAUGCACGAGCUGAUGGACGACUGCGACAACACCAUGGAUCGUUACCGCAUGUCCAACUGCAUGUCCUGUAACGUGAUGGACGGACACUGGCUGAUGUACGAGCAGGCCAACUACAGAGGCAGGAUGAUGUACAUGAGGCCUGGAGAGUACAGGAACUUCACGAACAUGGGCAUGAGCAACAUGAGGUUCAUGAGCAUGAGGCGCAUCAAUGACUCAUACUAUUAG